This is a messenger RNA of Pangasianodon hypophthalmus (striped catfish), 11839 nucleotides long. It is a transcript of the gene vps13c, whose product is annotated as vacuolar protein sorting 13 homolog C. Gene Ontology annotation, biological process: protein retention in Golgi apparatus; mitochondrion organization; protein targeting to vacuole. Gene Ontology annotation, cellular component: extrinsic component of membrane. The coding region runs from base 113 to 10978 and encodes 3621 amino acids. NCBI's taxonomy places the organism in Eukaryota, Metazoa, Chordata, Actinopteri, Siluriformes, Pangasiidae. The transcript has 83 exons. The record is from RefSeq and is a predicted model, not a curated record.
AGCAGAGCAGACCCGCGUCGAGAGGCGUGUGAUCCGUUUCACUGGUGAGGAAGAAGGAAGUGACAGAGUCACGGGAGCGGCGUGGCGUCUGUGUCCCGUGUCCUGGUCCGCGAUGGUCUUCGAGUCUUUGGUCAGUGAUGUCCUGAACAGGUUUAUAGGCGACUAUGUCGAAAAUCUUGACAAAUCACAGCUGAAGAUCGGUAUUUGGGGAGGUGAUGUGGUUCUGGAAAACCUAAGAGUGAAGGAGAACACUUUGAGUGAACUGGAUGUACCAUUUAAAGUGAAGGCUGGGCAAAUUGGCAAGCUAACUCUAAAAAUCCCCUGGAAGAAUCUCUACAGUGAAGCUGUGGUUGCUACCUUGGAUGGUCUGUAUCUCCUAGUAGUUCCUGAAACAACGAUCAAGUAUGAUGCAGCUAAAGAAGAGCGCCAUCUCCAGGAGGCUAAACAGAGGGAGCUUCAACGCAUUGAGGAGGCCUUGCUACUGGUGGCACGCAGAGACUCUCAAGUCGGAGAGUUUGUGUUUAAUCUGGAGAGUUAUGUGUAUAAGGACACACGUGACAAAGGACGUAAACAUAAAAAUCACAAAAAACACUUAAGGAUGUAUAAAAAGCAUGACCAAAAACCAGAGAAGCCUCUGGAUGAGAAGAAAGACACAUUUGCUGAGAAACUGUUCACACAAAUAAUCAAAAACCUUCAGGUCAAGAUCAGCAGCAUUCACAUCAGAUAUGAGGAUGAUGUUUCGGACCCUCAGAAGCCUCUUUCCGUGGGUGUGACUCUAUCUGAACUCAGCCUACAGACAGCAGAUGAAAACUGGAGGCCUUGUAUUUUAAAUGAAGCUGUCAAAAUUAUCUACAAGCUGGGUAGUUUGGAGUGUCUGUGUGCCUACUGGAAUAUUAACAGCCCUAUCUUCUACAGAGACCCUUGGGAGGAGAUAGUGGACAAACUAAAAGCAGGAAUCAGCAGCAAAGAUGAAGAACUGAAAGGCUAUGAAUAUAUUUUCAAACCCAUUUUUGCUUCUGCCAAGAUCUGCAUCAACCCAAAUGCUGAUGUUGAGCUGAAAUCACCCAAAGCAAAGUUGCACCUGGAAGUGCAGAACAUUGCUAUUGAAUUUAACAAGCCACAGUAUCUGUCUGUGGUGGAGCUGUUGGAGUCAAUAGACUGCAUGGUGAAAAAUGGUCCCUACAGGAAGUUCAGACCAGAUGUCCCUGUAAACAAACAUGCCAGGCAGUGGUGGAUGUAUGGCAUCAACAGUGUGUUGGAGGUGCACAUUAGGCGUUUUAACCAGAUGUGGAGCUGGACGCAUAUCAGAGGGCACAGACAAAGACUUAAAGCCUACAAGAUGGCAUACAAAGCCAAACUGACUCACAGCAAACUCAGGGAAGACACAGAAAAACAGAUCCUGGAACUGGAGAAAGUUCUAGAUGUGUUCAACAUCACAUUGGCCAGACAACAAGCACAGAUGGAGGUGGUUCGAUCAGGUCAGAAGCUUACUGCCAAAAAGGCAAAACAAAACCACGGAGGAGGUGGAUUAUUCAGUGGCUUCUUUGGAAAAAAAGAAAGAAAAAAGAAAGACCAAGAAGAGGAGGACAAACAGCCAGAAAGUAUAGAUGCUGUCAUGACCACCGAAGAGAAGACCAAGUUAUAUACAGCCAUUGGCUACAGUGAGAAUUCUCCCAACCUGGCCUUACCCAAAAAUUACAUAGCAGUGAUCGUAAACUUCAAGCUCCUACAGACAUCAGUAACUGUGCGUGAGGAAGCCAGUAUUCCAGAGAUUCUUAAAGUGCAGAUGAUUGGCCUCAGCACCACCAUCUCCCAAAGACCUGGAGCACAGGCUAUAAAAGUGGAGGCCAGUCUGGAACAUUGGUAUGUGACUGGGCUACAGCAGCAGGGCAUUACACCGUCUCUCAUAGCAUCUGUGGGAAACUCAAACUCCUCUCUGCUAAGUGUGCUGUUUGAGCUUAACCCAGAGGACACUGCAGUGGAUCAGCUACUCCAUGUCCACUCUCAACCUGUGGAAAUCAUCUAUGAUGCACUGACAAUUAACAGCUUAGUAGAGUUCUUUAAAACGGCUAAGGGUGUGGACCUGGAAGUAAUCACAUCAGCCACACUCAGCAAACUGGAGGAGAUAAAGGAGAAGACAGCCAGUGGUUUGUCUCAUAUUAUUGAGACACGGAAGGUUCUGGAGCUGAAGAUUGACCUGAAGCCCUCCUACCUGCUGCUGCCCAAGUCAGGUUUCUACCAUAGCAAAUCAGACCUCAUUAUCAUAGACUUUGGUAGCCUGCAACUUAACAGCAUAUACCAGAGCAGUCCUGAACAAGUAUCUGCUAGUUUUUCCUCAGUAGAAGAGAUCAUGGACAGAGCAUAUGAGAGAUUCUCAUUGGAGUUAUGCAGUGUGCAAGUUCUCUACAGCAAAUCAGGUGACAUGUGGAAAAGUGCUCAUAUGCAGGGUUCAUCCAACCAGCACAUUCUGCAGCCCAUGGACUUCACUCUGGAGCUUGCCAAGUGUAUGGUGGAGAAAGACAUACGCAUGCCUAGGUUUAAGGUCACUGGGGAACUGCCAUUACUGCAUGUGAAGAUUUCCGAUCUGAUGAUGCAGGGGGUUGUAGAGCUGGUUGACAGUAUUCCCCUUCCCCAUGUUUCUUCCACACCGCCCUCCACCCCUAAUCAGAAGGCUAUGUCAAUAUCAUUAGCAGAUACCAGGCCGAAGGUGCUGAGUGUAGAUCCAUCAGCAUUACCGUAUUCCAUGGUAUCAGAUUCUGAGGAGGAGACUCCUGAAAGGUAUCUUAAUGAGGAUGCCCAGAGAUUAGCUUUGGAAGAACUGACGGAUGUUCAUUUUACAUUUGAAAUCAAAACAGUGCUGUUGGAGCUCUUGUGUCAGGAUGCUCAGGAAGGCAAAAUCUUGGCUUUAAAUGUGUCUCAGUUGGGUUGUGAAGGCAAGAUGAGGACUUAUGACCUCACAGUCAAAUCCUACUUGCACAAGAUUAGCCUUGAUUACUUUGGGAUGAGAGAUGCUCAGAAUCAGCCACUUCAUCUAAUUACCUCAUCAGACAAACAUGGAUCUGAUCUGCUGAAAAUUGAGUACAUUAAAGCCGAUGUGAGCGGACCCAGUUUCCAAAGCGUCUUUGACAAUACAGAGCAGGUGCUAAAGGUGGAGUUUUCCUCACUGGAAUUCCUUCUCCACACAAAAGCCCUAUUGUCUACCAUUAACUUCCUGAAUAGAGCAGUGCCAAAGUUCACAGCUUCUAAAGAAAGAGACAUCAAGAGACCAGCUGAUAGGGUUACAACAGGGAAGACAGUAUCUACAGGUUCAAAGGACUCAGGGGUAGUCAGCUUUAAGCUUUUCGCCAUGCUGGGUUCCUUUGGAGUGACCAUCUGUGAUGACAGAAGUAGCAUUGCAGAUAUCCAAAUUGAAGGGAUUGAUGCCUCUCUGGUUGUCCAGGCCAAAGAAACAGAGGUGUUUGCCCGUCUGCGAAACGUUGUAGUGAUAGACGUUGAUACGAAAACCAUACAUAAAAAGGUGGUGUCUAUUGUGGGUGAGGAAGUAUUUAGCUUCAAGCUGAGUCUGUACCCUGGAGCCACAGAAGGAGCGGGUUACUCUGACACUUCAAAAGUAGACAGCAAAGUCACUCUGAGACUAGGCUGCAUCCAGAUCAUCUACUUGCACAAGUUCCUUGUAUCUCUUCUGGACUCUUUUAGCAAUCAAUACCCCUCUGCUGAUGAGACAUAUGUGGAUAACUUCCAGGCAGCCAAGAAGGCUAUAAGCAUUGCCACAGCACAGGCAGCGGAGAAAGCAGCUGCCAGUGUGAAGGACUUCGCUCUGAAGAGUUUUAGACUGUCAGUGGACAUCAAACUGAAGGCCCCACUCAUCAUCAUCCCUCAGUCUUCCAUGUCCCAAAAUGCCUUUGUGGUGGAUCUGGGUCUCAUUACUAUGAGCAACACCUUCUCUCUGACACCAGCUAAGGGUUUUCCUCUCCCAGCUGUAGUGGAGACCAUAGAUGUUAAACUCACCCACCUCAAAUUAUUAAGAACAGUUCUAAGGCAUGAGGCACCUCAGCCACACUUGGAAAUUCUACAGCCAAUUAACCUGGAGUUGUUGGUUAAACGCAAUCUGGCCGCCUCCUGGUUCACAAAAAUCCCUGGAGUAGAGGUCAAAGGAUUGCUAAAAUCCAUGAAUAUCACUAUUGGUUGUGAAGACCUUUGUGUUCUGAUGAGGAUUCUAGCAGAAAACACUGAAGAAGGUAACAGAAUGGCAUCUUCUGACACAAAGAAACCCACAGUUGAAGAUAAACCUGUAACAAAUGAAGCACUCAAAGAGACACUUCCUGUGGAGACAGAAAGCCACCCAGCAAUUACCAGUGGAAACUUAAGUGAAAAUGUUGUCAGUGUUCUCCUCAAGUUUGAAAUCAUGGAGGUUCUGCUCACACUGAAUAAGCCAAAGAAUGGGUUGGAGUGUCCAUUUUUGGUCUUGCAUGCAGCUGAGCUUGGAAUUGACACCAAAGUUCACAAAUUUGACAUGGUGGCCACCACAUACAUCAAGACCAUUUCUGUGAAGUGCCCAGACAUUCCAGAUUUACAUGGUGAGCCUGUCUGCAUCCUGAGCUCCUCAGCAAAACAGGGAGCUGAACUCCUCAAAGUAGAGUAUUUUAAGGCUAAUCGUGAUGCGCCUAAUUUUUCUACCAUUUUCGAGAAUACACAACAGAAGAUGAAAAUUAUUUUCUCUUCUCUGGACCUGACUCUGCAUACUGAGGCUCUUCUUUCUAUCAUGGACUUCAUGUCUACUAUCCUGUCCUGUAGUAGUUUGUCCUCACCUGAGAAAGAGAGCAAGAUUAAUGAAGGAACAAAAGCUACCCCAGCCAAAUCCAUGAGGUGCCAUUAUGAAGGAGACAUCAUUGAUCUGAAAAUCCUUGUGCAGCUGGGGGCCUUCAACAUGUUACUAUGUGACCAGCACUGCAACAUUGCUGACAUGAAGAUUCGGGAUCUACAUGGGUCUCUCUUGAUGAAGGAAAGUGAAACACACAUGUCUGCUAGACUGCAUGAUUUUGUUGUCAUUAAUUUAGACCCAGAAGCAGUUCACAAAAAGGUUGUCUGUAUUGUGGAUGAUGAAGUAUUCAGCUUUAAUAUGAGUCUAACCCCUAAAGCCACAGAAGGUGAGGGAUACACAGACACCUCAAAAGUGGAUGGAAAGGUCAAGCUCAAUGUGGGCUGCAUUCAAGUAGUCUAUCUACAGAAGUUUGUCAUGAUAUUGGUGAAAUUCAGUAAUAGCUUUCAAAUGGCCAAGGAGGCUUUAAGUGUGGCCACAGCACAGGCAGCGGAAAAAGCAGUGUCCAGUGUAAGGGACUUUGCUCAGAAGAGUUUCAGAAUCUCCAUGGACAUUAGACUAAAGGCCCCACUCAUCAUCAUCCCUCAGUCAUCCAUGUCUCACAAUGCUGUGGAGGUUGACCUAGGUCUCAUCACUGUGCGGAACAGCUUCUCUCUGCUUCCAGUAGAGAAUUGUCCAUUGCCUGCUGUCAUAGAUAACAUUGACCUGGAGCUAACCCAGCUUAAGCUGUCCAGAAUCUUUAUGGAGGAAGAUGUAAAUAAACCUAGUUCUGAGCUCCUACAACCAGUGAACCUGGUCCUGUCGGUCAGACGUAACCUUGCCGCUACCUGGUACCAUAAGAUGGCUGCCCUUGAGGUAGAUGGAGAUCUGAAGCCCAUGGAAGUAGCUUUGAGUCAGGAUGACCUGGUUCUCUUAUUAAAGAUUCUGAUGGAAAACAUUGGAGAGGCCAGCAGCAUUCAACCAUACAUCAGCCCAGAUCCAGGAAUAAAACAGGCAAAUGUGCCUGCCAGAUCUUGCACACAUAAUGUCUCUGAGAAUGUUGUAGGAAGACAGCCAGAGAGCAAAUCAGCAGAGAAUGAACUGGUGGAGACUGUGAAUUUCAGUUUCAAUGUUGAGUCACUUGGUCUGGUACUGUACAACAACGAUCCCACCCAGCCUGGUGUGCAUCAUGAGCGUUUGUGUAUAGGAGCGUUUAUGUUACAUAAGAUAACUGCUUCUGGUAAGUUGUUCAAUGACAGCAGUCUGGAGGUUUCUAGUAUUCUCACCACCUGCACCCUAGAUGACAGGAGGAGCAGCCUUGAGCGAAUCACAUCCAGAAUGCUGAAAAAGCGUGAUGACAGCUCAGAUGCCAUGAUUGACUUGACAUACUCACAGAACAGAGAUGAACGCUCUGUGGUAGCUGUGUUCCAGAAACUGUAUCUCUGUGCCAGCAUGGAGUUUCUCAUGGCUGUGGCUGACUUCUUCAUCCAUGCUCUGGCCAAGUCCCAGGGCACAGUGUCAGACAAACCAAGACCAUUCCCACGCAAACAGAUCUCAGAGCAAAUGGCCCAGGGUGAACUGAAUGCAGCCACAGCCCAGAAGACCAUGCUGCGUGCCAUUGUGAUAGAUCCGGAGGUGGUGUUUGUGGCAAAUCUAAUGAAAGCAGAAGCUCCUGCUUUAGUGGCUUCUUUCCAGUGUGAUUUCAGUCUGUUCUCUGAAGAGGCAGCUCAGGUCAUGAAAGUCAACCUUAAGGGUCUCAAAAUUCUUGCCUGCCCAUUCAUAAGGAACAAGGACAGCAAGGCCGUAACCACUGUGCUUAGGCCAUGUUCUGUUCUCCUUGAAACCAAAAUUUCAGCCAGUGGUCCAUUCACUGGCUCUGUCACUGUAGAUGAAGUCAUUGUAAAAAUCUCACCAAUCAUCCUCAACACUGUCCUGACCAUCACUGCAGCCAUGACCCCUAAGCCCAAGGAGGAGGUGGUCAAUCAGAAGCCUGUUGAGCUGAGCACACUGUGGGCUGUAAGGGACAUCUACUCCUGCAACUUCUGGUUCCUGGAUGUUGAGACUGCAACUGAGGUGAAUGAGAGAUUCCAGGAGGUACACAGCAGCAAAAAGGUCGAGACAUUUAGAGCUGAUGUGAAGGUGGUGCAGGUGACUCUGGAGUCCGGCCAGGGCCACCACACUGUUCCCCUGCUGCUGGCUGAGUCGUCACUGUCUGGCUGUGCACAAAACUGGUCUUCUUUGCUCAGUGUGUCUGCAGAUAUGACACUAGAGGUGAACUAUUUUAAUGAGUCUCAUGCCGUUUGGGAGCCCCUCAUAGAGAGAGUUGAUAACGGCAAACGCAGAUGGAACCUUGGAAUUGAGGUAAAGAAUAACCCUGUUUGUGAUAAGAGCCCUAUUCCUGGUGAUGACUUCAUUGUGCUGCCUGAAUCUUGCACAUCCAUCAACAUCUGCUCCAAAGACACCAUGAACAUCACAUUGUCCAAAUGCUGCCUGAAUGUCUUUCACAACCUCACCCAGGCUUUCUCAGAGGGCACUGUCUCCACAUUUGAUCAUUCUCUGAAAGAGAAAGCUCCAUUUACUAUCCGGAAUUCCCUUGGCGUGCCACUAAUCAUCCAGCAUAGUGCUAAUCUGCGCUUGGCUGACUCACCAUCCCAAAGUAAAGUGCAUGAAGUAGGAGUGGGGGAAUCCUUGGAUUUGGAAUAUUCUAUAUUUGAAUUUUCAACACGAGUAAAAUUUUCAACGCUGCAGAGACAGGAGAGCUGCCUUUUCAACCUUAGCAUAGUGCCCACAGGCUACAGCGAGAUCUCUAACAUUCCUGUGGAUAAGCCAGGCCGGAGGCUCUAUAAUGUGCGGAAAUCCAUGCUUCAGGAGUCUGUAUCUGUGCUACUGCAGAACAGUGCCUCAGAAGGCAACAAAGUCAUCACUGUGCGAUCCCCACUACAGAUUAAGAAUCAUUUCUCAGUGCCUUUUGCCAUUUUGAAGUACUCCCCGGAUAUAGGAGGGCUGGUGAAUGUCGGAGUUGCUGAACCAGAGAAAGAGUUUCAUGUCACGCUGGACUCUUACAGAUGUCACUUGUUCUUGAUGCCUGUUGGACCUAUUGAGGGCCAGUAUCAUGAGUCGACUACAUACAUUGCAUGGAAGGAGCAGGUUCAUGUGAGUUCAGAGGUGCGUUCCUUGCUGCAGUGCCCAGCAAAGGACAGCAGCUUACGGCCAGUUGUCAUCAACACACUGGCAGUGCCAGACAACCUGUGUCACAUUGAUAGCCACAGUGAAGAAGAAUGGGACCCUGCCUACAUUAUCCACCUGCACCCAGCUGUUUCUCUUCGAAACCUGCUUCCAUACUCCAUCCGCUACCUAAUGGAGGGUUCAGCUGAGUUUGAAGAGCUACAUGAAGGCAGCACAGCUGAUCUGCUGAACGUGAGCGUCAGUGGUGAAAUUAUGGAGUUAGUGCUUGUGAAGUAUCAGGGCCGCAACUGGAACAGCCAUGUCAAGAUCAUCCCAGACAUGCCGGAGUUGUUCCCUGUCUGCUUUACUAGCGACACCAGCGAGAAGCUCACUGUAGAUGUGUAUGCACACGUGAGCCACAUGGCUGGACAGCUCAUCAUUUCCAUCUUCAGCCCAUACUGGAUCAUAAACAAGACAGCCCGUGUGCUGCAAUACCGGGCUGAUGACAUCUAUGUCAAACACCCUUCUGAUUUCCGAGAUGUGAUCCUGUUCUCCUUCAAGAAGAAAAACAUUUUCAGCAAGAACAAACUGCAGCUUUGCGUGUCUACCAGUUCCUGGUCAGAUGGUUUUUCUCUGGAUACAGUGGGCAGUUAUGGGUGUGUCCGUUGCCAAGAUAAAAACAUGGACUUCUUGGUGGAAAUCAGUAUACAAUUAAGCAGUUUUAACUUAACACGGAUUGUGACUAUUAGCCCUUUUUACACUCUGGUGAAUAAAUCCUCCUUUGAGCUAGAAGUAGGGGAGGUGCAAAAUGACAACAGUAAUAUCAGCAACAAGUGGCACUACAUCUCCUCCACAGAGUGUUUGCCUCUGUGGCCAGAGUCUGGUACAGAGAAGCUGUGUAUACGGGUAGUAGGUUCUGAAUUGCCCUCCAAAUCCUUCUUCUUUAACAAGCAAGAUAAUGGAACUCUGCUUUGCAUGGAGCAGUAUGGAGGCAUCAUAGUGGAUGUAAACAUCUCAGACCACUCCGCUGUCAUCAGCUUCACUGAUUACUAUGAUGGAGCAGCUCCUGCUCUGCUGGUGAACCAUACUCCCUGGGUUACCAUCACAAUCAGACAGAGUGGCUGUGAGGCAUCUUGUGAGCUGAAGCCAGGUGAGGUUCAGCUAUUUGUGUGGGACAAUCCUGCAGGGGUGCGGAAGCUAUGCUGGACAUGUCAGGGCCACAGCGGAGAGCUAGACCUGAUCAAGGACCAGUGUGGGCAGUUUGCGUAUGAGAGUCUGACUCAGGUACACUGGGUGUCGUUCCUCGAUGGCCGACAGCGCAUCUUGCUUUUUACUGAAGACGUGGCUGUGGUAACCAAAGCUAGCCAAGCUGAAGAGCUGGAGCAAUUCCAACAGGAAAUGAACAUCUCUGUACAGAACCUGGGCUUGUCCCUCAUCAACAAUGACAAUAGACAUGAAAUAGCAUACAUGGGCAUUACCAGUUCUGGUGUAGUUUGGGAAAUGAAACCAAAGAACCGCUGGAAGUCUUUUAACCAUAAGAACAUCAGUCUUUUGGAGAAGGCCUACCAGAACCACCUCAGUGGCAAGACAGAGCCAGGCUGGUUGAAGCUGGAAACAGGGCUUGAGGUGGACUUUACAAGGAUGCCCAUGUUGAUGAGGCACCCGUACUCUUGCAUCAUCCGGAGGAACUUUCUGGCUGGUAUCCAUGUGGAGCUAAAGCAGUCACCACACCAAAGGAGCCUUCGAGCACAGCUUCACUGGCUGCAGGUGGAUAACCAGCUAACUGGAGCCAUCUUCCCAACAGUAUUUCACCCUGUACCCCCUCCCAAAUCAAUUGUUCUGGACUCAGAGCCAAAGCCCUUUAUAGAUGUCAGCAUAAUUACACGAUUCAACGAACACAGUCAAGUAAUGCAAUUCAAGUACUUCAUGGUACUAGUGCAGGAGAUGGCAGUAAAGAUGGAUCAGGGAUUUUUGGGGGAGAUCCUCGCUUUCUUUACUCCCACCACCAACAUCCAGGCUGACAAGCAGAAGAGUAAGCUGAUUGAGAAAGAUCUGGAUUCACUGCAAGCACAGCUGAUGGAGAGCUCCAUUACAGAUACUUCAGGCCUCAGCUUCUUUGAGCACUUCCACAUCUCUCCCAUUAAAUUGCAUUUGAGUCUGUCUAUGGGCUCCAGUGGAGAUCAGUCUGAGGAGGGUAAAAUACUGGCCCUCCAGUCAGUCAACCUGCUUCUUAAAAGCAUUGGAGCAACACUUACGGAUGUGGAUGACCUCAUCUUUAAACUUGCUUUCUUUGAAAUGAAGUACCAGUUCUACCGGAGGGAGAAUCUGAUGUGGGCUGUGAUUAAGCAUUACACAGAACAGUUCCUGAAGCAGAUGUAUGUGCUGGUGUUGGGAUUGGAUGUGUUGGGAAAUCCUUUUGGACUGAUAAGAGGCCUCUCAGAAGGAAUGGAGGCCUUCUUCUAUGAGCCCUUCCAGGGUGCUGUUCAAGGGCCUGAGGAGUUUGCAGAGGGCGUUGUCAUUGGUGUACGCAGUUUCCUGGGCCAUACUGUAGGUGGCGCUGCAGGGAUGGUGUCCCGUAUUACGGGUUCAGUUGGAAAAGGUCUGGCUGCUAUCAGUAUGGAUAAAGAAUACCAACAGAAACGUCGGGAAGAGAUGAACAGACCCUCCAGAGACUUUGGAGCGAGUCUGGCAAAGGGAGGCAAGGGCCUUCUGAAGGGAGUAGUUGGAGGUGUGACAGGAAUAGUUACCAAACCUGUGGAAGGGGUAAAGAAAGAGGGAGCUGCAGGCUUCUUUAAGGGCAUUGGAAAGGGCCUGGUGGGAGUGGUGACUAGACCUACAGGGGGCAUUGUGGACAUGGCCAGUAGCGCUUUCCAGGGUAUUCAGAGGGCGGCGGAGUCAACAGAAGAAGUGACAAAGCUGCGACCUGUCCGCCUCAUCCAAGAAGAUGGCAUCAUCCGGCCCUACAACCAGCAUGAGUCAGAGGGCUAUGAUCUUUUUCAGCCUGAGGAGAAAUAAUGGGUUAGGGGCAACAAAACUAAAACAUUUUCUAUAGAGCAAAGCGAUAUAAAGGUUGUUGAAUUAAAGCACACAUGCUAAUAAAGCUUCAACACUUUGAUCUGUCAUUUUAAUUAACCUUUGGUUGAUUGUUGAAUUAUUGUGUGUGUAAUGCAGUAGAAAAGUUUGUUAUUGCCUUGUGUCUGUCUUACACUGUUCCUGUUUAAUAGCUGUAAUCUUUUUUGAUUAGUCUAAUACAAGUGUUUUCUUUGCUGCAAGUUUUUCUAUAUUUGCCACUUUUAAUACCUCAUUUACUUUUGCUUUUUACUUUUACUGAAAUAUUUGUGUGUCUACAUUUUAAAAAGUCAUUAAUGUUGUUAAUAAAUGUACCUGCAUUCUACUUUGUCCUUAAAACACACAGAAGAAAUUAAAUUAGACCACUUAAUACAUACAUAUAAAUGGUAAGAAGACACAAUCACAUUCUAUUAAUGAACAAUGGCAAACAAGUAUAUUAUAAUUUGUAAUUAAAGAGUCCAAUAUUUUAAUAUGUAUUUUGUUAAAUGAAAAGGUGUUUAUUUUAAAGUUUGUUUUAUUGCUUGGGCUGGUAAUAUAGUAUUAUUGUUUAAAUAUCUAAGAAUUACCCAAAUAAUCAAUAUUUAAUCAUGGCCCAACUAAUGUCUGAUGUACAUUCCUACAUAGCCCUACUUUGUAAUACCAGAAAUUACAUGAUGCAAGCAAUUUGAUUGCCUUUACUGUUUUUGUGUUUUGUUUUAUGGUGUAAUGUAAUUGUAUUAGUUAACUUGUGAUCUUCACCUGUGAGCUUCAGUGAUUUGUCAUAAAUUAUCAUGACAUCUGGAAUAAAUCUGCCUAUGAUUGUUGUCA